UUCUGGUGUGGUCAUGCUCCAAGGCUGAGAGGCAGAGAGCUGUGCUGGCCAGCUGCUGCUGAAACAGCAGUGGAAGGGGCUUUGCACGGGGUGAUAGUUGUUCUCUUAUGGACCCGAAGCUUAAUGAUGUAUUUUGUGAUUUCAGCUAUGAAAGCUCAAAUCGAAAUAAUUCCGUGCAAGAUCUGUGGAGACAAAUCAUCAGGCAUCCAUUACGGCGUGAUAACAUGUGAAGGCUGUAAGGGCUUCUUCAGGAGGAGUCAGCAGAGCAAUGCGGCCUACUCCUGCCCCCGUCAGAAGAACUGCCUGAUCGACCGCACCAGCCGCAACCGCUGCCAGCACUGCCGGCUGCAGAAGUGCCUGGCGGUGGGCAUGUCACGAGAUGCGGUGAAGUUUGGCCGCAUGUCCAAGAAGCAGCGAGACAGCCUCUACGCUGAGGUCCAGAAGCAUCGGCUCCAGCAGCAGCAGCGCGACCACCAACAGCAGCCCGGGGAGGCGGAGCCUCUCACACCCAGCUACGGCCUCUCGGCCAACGGCCUCACGGAGCUCCACGACGACCUCAGCGGCUACAUGGACGGCCACACCCCCGACGGCACCAAACCGGACUCGGCCGUCAGCAGCUUCUACCUGGAUAUCCAGCCCUCCCCGGACCAGUCUGGCCUGGACAUCAACGGCAUCAAGCCCGAACCCAUCUGCGACUUUGCCCCCGGCUCUGGCUUCUUCCCUUAUUGCUCCUUCACCAACGGAGAAACCUCCCCUACCGUGUCCAUGGCAGAACUAGAGCACUUGGCCCAAAAUAUCUCCAAAUCACACAUGGAGACAUGUCAGUACCUGAGAGAAGAACUUCAGCAGAUGACCUGGCAAGCCUUCCUGCAGGAGGAGGUGGAGAGCUACCAGAGCAAGCCACGGGAAGUCAUGUGGCAGCUGUGUGCUAUCAAAAUAACAGAGGCCAUUCAGUAUGUGGUGGAGUUCGCCAAGCGCAUCGAUGGCUUCAUGGAGCUGUGUCAGAAUGAUCAGAUAGUGCUGCUCAAAGCAGGCUCUUUGGAAGUUGUGUUUGUCAGAAUGUGUCGUGCCUUUGACUCGCAAAACAACACGGUCUAUUUUGACGGAAAGUACGCCGGGCCAGAUGUGUUCAAGUCAUUAGGCUGUGACGACUUGAUCAGCUCCGUCUUCGAGUUUGGGAAAAACUUGUGUUCGAUGCACCUGUCUGAGGAUGAGAUCGCCCUGUUCUCUGCCUUUGUGUUGAUGUCUGCUGACCGAUCUUGGCUCCAGGAGAAGGUGAAAGUGGAGAAACUUCAGCAGAAGAUUCAGUUGGCUCUCCAGCACGUCCUGCAGAAGAACCACCGAGAGGACGGCAUUCUUACAAAGUUGAUAUGCAAAGUGUCGACACUGCGGGCGCUGUGCAGUAGGCAUACAGAAAAGCUUACGGCUUUCAAAGCAAUAUAUCCAGACAUUGUGCGUGCCCACUUCCCCCCCUUAUAUAAGGAGCUGUUCGGAUCAGACUUUGAGCAGUCCAUGCCCGUUGACGGGUAGCGUCCCUGCCAGGUGCCAGAGCGCCCACCGUAGGGGAAUGUGGAGGAGGAAUCUGAGACACUUUAUUUUGGUGCCCUGCACAAACCAGAGUGGACAAGAUGGCACGCUGCUCAACAUCUUCUUUUUCAUCGAAGCGUAGGGCUGAUGGAGUUGAUUCUCAAGGUUUACUUCAGUGGUUCUCUUUGGAAGACUUGGGGGAGCCAACACCCCGUCCAACACGAAGACAAACAAUUUCUGCCCAGUUGAACUUGACCAUCUUUUGCGCAUUUCUGUGACGAUGGAUGUCAAUCAUGUGUUCAUUCGGCAGGAUUUACUUUAACUAUGUUUUGAUGCAUCUGGCUUUAAAUUGUACAAAUCAUUGGAUUUGGUGUUCAAAUCUUUCAUUAGGCACCGAAAUAUUUUUUUUUUUUUUGAGAAAACUGCAAUAAUUGCCUCUUUUCAGAGCAGUUGCACACAUUCAAAUGUGAAAUGCGCACAUUUUGGUCACGUUCUGCUUUUUUCUUUUCUUUCUCGUAUUCUGUCGAAAUCUUCUGGACACGUUGCUUGGGGCGCAAACUCACAGCAACUUGGAGGGAGGCUCUGUCGGCAUGGUGAUGCAAUCGGCACCUCUCUAUGGACAAUCGUUUGAAGAGUUAAAAAACAAACAAACAAAAAAAGAAACUUAGAAUUCUGGUAAUUCUACUGAAAUGAUUUUAGCUGUCAAAAACCUCCAUCCACCAUUGUUGCAUAGUGAAAUCAUGUAAGGCCAUCUGCUAUUAAUCCUUCUCUGGACGGGUGCCCCAGAGAAGCACGGGGCACCAACACAAUGAAAAGGGUCCAUUCCACCUGUUUUAUAAUGUACUACAGGGUAUAUGGUCAUAAGUACUUACUAUACAGAAAAAAAGUAAUGUUUAUAGAAUCUAUUUUAAAUAACAUGUAUGAUAUUCGUAGUUAGACGAUUCUUAAUUGUGCAAUUGAUAAGGCACUUUUCUUUACACCUUUGUUUAAUUUAAGACUUGUAUAUUUACCUAGUGAUGUGUUGCAUGUGCACAAGAAGAAAUACAAGUUGAACCACGGCCACAGAGGCUAGUCCUGGGAGCUGGAGAUGGUCAUGUCUGGAGGGCGGGUCGGCGUUGCUGCUUUGCUGGCGAUGAGAAGGCAGAUGAGAGACAUUCCAGCCUGUCACUUGAAAAACGACCUUUUCAGAUCAUUUACAGUAUCUGUAAGAUACAUACGGCCAUACUAAAUGAUGAGCACAAAGAAAAACUGUCAUGAGCACGCUGCACAAUGAGAUGAUACUAAUGCUCAGUUUUGAUUAAUACUGUCAUGACAAGGUUUAUUAUUCUAGUUGCAGUUUUGUGGAGAAAUCAUACUGUGAGCUGUUUCUAAUAUUUUGCCUGUCACAUGUUUCAGUAAGGUCACCAAAAUAUUAGAAACACCUGUUAUUGCAAUUGUGGGAUUUCCCUCCAUAUUAAUAAAGUAUCAGUCUAUCAUUCUACACCACUGCAAAUUAGAAUCACAAUUAUUAGCACAUUUUAAAAUUGAUUACACUGUGCCAGGGUCUAUCAAAACUGAGCAUUUGUAUAAAUUUUAUUUUGGCUCACUUUCAACGUCAUUUAAACAUCACCUUUUAUAGAAUAUACAGAAUACGAUCAUACCCACAGUUAUUCAUAGUCUGGCCAAGUUAGUGAGUUAAAGUGAUUUUUUUUUUAUCUGAUGAGUUAUAGUUGAUGAAUAACACUCUCACAAGUCACCUUUGACAAAAUGUUCCAUGCCCUUAAUCAGGAGUCCCUCACCUUUUUGAAACUGAGAGCUCCAUUUUGCGCACUGAUGAAUAUGAAGUUUCUACCAGUUUCCUGCACAGCUCUGAAUUAACACUUUUGCUUAAAUUACCUAUAAUUGUGUUAUCAAUAUUAAAUAAUAAUCGUAUAUGUUAAGAUAGUUUUCUCCGGGCACUCCGGUUUCCUCCCACAUCCCAAAAACAUGCAUUAAUUGACGACUCUAAAUUGCCCGUAGGUGUGAAUGUGAGUGCGAAUGGUUGUUUGUUUGUAUGUGCCCUGCGAUUGGCUGGCAACCAGUUCAGGGUGCCCGUUGAUAGCUGGGAUAGGCUCCAGCACGUCCGCAACCCUAGUGAGGAGAAGCGGCUCAAAAAAUGGAUGGAUGGAUGGAUGUUAAGAUACCGAUCAUGUUAUUGAUUUCUCACAAGAAUUAUUUGACAAGGUACAUAAAUAUAAAUAUCAACAGGCAACACUUAAUAUCCAUAAGUCUCUGUUUUUACAUUUUGCAAUGAUCAUUUAUGCAACAAUACUUCAAGGCAAUCAGUUUCCCAUCACUGGUUAGCUGUUUUUUUCUUUUUAGAACAAGCCUCAUGUGGUCCCUGGGGGCUACCUGGUCUCCGAGGGAACCAUGUUGGUGACCUCUGUCCUAAAUAUUCACACCCUUUCCCAAUAUAGGCAUAUCAAUUGUUCUAAAUGUACAUAUCGUAAUUUCUGUGUAAUAUGCUUUUGAGUAUAACGUGCACCCCCAAAAUUGUACCCCAAUAUCAGGAAAACCCUUCUACCAAUGUAUAAUGCGCAACGUCGAUUUGCUGCUAUCCAUAUGUUCAAAACAUGAAGUAUUAUCCUUAUUAGGUUUUUCAAAGACAUUUUCUACAUUGUGUGCAUGCGCUGAAGUAAUUCUGUUGUUGUUGUUUUUAUCCUAUGUCAUUACAGGCUACGCAAAAGCUUAACGUUAAUUAAUAUUACAGAACUGCAACCAAAAUUUAUUUGGACAGCUCUAAUUAUGCCCCCUUCCCCAUCUGAAAAUAUCCCUCAUUGUUUUAGUUUUUUAUUAUAUGGACGUUAAAAGAUUUCCUCUUCAUAUGCGCUCACUACAGAAACAGAUGAGCGUAGCUUAAUGUCACAAAACUGCACCCAUUUGUCACUAAAAUGCAUGACAUCUCUACUUAUGUUCUGAAAAUAUCAGAAUGAAAUCCCAAAUAUGUUGAAUGUUAUGGAUUUUUUACAUCAAUAACAGGUCUGGGAAGAGGACUAAUAUAUAUAUAUAUAUAUAUAUAUAUAUAUAUAUAUAUAUAUAUAUAUAUUGGGGGGGGGUGAGCAUUAUACACGGGAAAUAAGGGGUAAUUAGAACGUUAUAGCGAUUAUCCUUUUCAACCCUGCAAAUUAUUGCUUUUCCUCAAAAUUGCCCAAUAUAUAAUAUUGCAAUUUUUUAUCAUCUUUUGCAACUUUGCGUCAUAUCAAGUCAAAGGAUAACCUUUUCAACAAAUACAUUUCACAUUAACUCCUAAUUUGGCCAUCAUUUAGGACUUUCCCAUGGCAUACAUUAUAGUCUUCUGGGAUUUUACAUUUCUAGUUUCUAGCUUUUGGCAACUUAUCCUUUAGCAGGUGCACCUAAUGUUGUGUCCAGUGGGUAUUUAUUUGCAAACCAAGCCAAGUGAUCCCUGACUAGAAUCCAAUUGUUCCAUCCAGUGGAAGGUAGAGAUACAGGAACCAACAUAACUGCCAAGUGACAUAAAAAGAAACAUUGUGUAAAUGUUUGUAUUGCCAUUUCUGAAGUGGCUUUAUCUGCUUUCUCAAGCCAGCAACACAGACAAAACAGUGAAGGGAAAGUGAAUAUUCAAAGCCUUGUCUGGUCCUAAAGCUUCUAUUUUUGUAACACAUUUUUUUGGUUAAUGAACUCAAAAGAGGAAAGGAGGGAGAGGGGAAACGAUGUCAGAUAGCACUUAACUAUAUUCCUGCAAUAAUUAGACUAGCAGUUGUUUGUACAAUUAGGGAAGAGAAGCAUAAAACGGUAGGACAAGUGCUAUUUUCAGAAUGCUUUGUUGUUGUGCUUCUGUUUUUGUCGAGUGUGUCUUUCUUGUUGGUGUGGUCGUAAAGUGAUAGAACAAACAGAAGGAAAAAAAACCUGAAUGUGCCAAACAGUAGUCUGCUUUCUGGUCUAAUAUGCAGAAUGGACUCCUAAGACAUUCCAGCAAAUUCAGUAGCGACUUCUCGGAAGAACUUUAUUUUUAAAGGCAACAUGGAAGAAAAAAAACUGAAAAAGUAAAUGAAAAAGUCUAAAAAGAUAUCCCUUUAGAAGCAUGCCAACACUGUCACCAACCAUGACAUUGAAUCCAGUUUUUAUUUGCUGCUUACACACCAUCAUUCCUCUGCCGUGCAAUGUGUGCAAGGUGUUGUUAUGCCUUGUACUGUGUCACCCCUCAGGGAAGAGUUAUUUUUUUUGCUCUUUUUUUUUUUUUUUUUUCCUCCGGUUUGAUUAUUGCAUUAUUUUUUGUGUUCAGGGAUGCUCCACCGCGAAUGGUUGAAAUUAACAUAUGAAUAUACAUCACUUGAGUUCUCGCAGGGGGUCACACAUAGACCACUGCACCCCUGAGGUUAAGCUAAUACAACACACAAAAAAGUAAAUAUCACUGUUACAAAGCCAUCUCCCCCCCCCCCCCCAAAAAGAAGAAAAAUCACAGUUUUAUCUGCACUCAGAAAAAAAAAAAAAAAAAAAAACAAUCUGUUUUGGAUGAAGGUGUCAUCAGGGUCCCUCUUUGUUAGCAAAACCAAAUAUUCUUAUGCAAUACUAAAUCUGUUUGGGUUGUAGUAUUUAUGCUGUACCUAAGUAAUAAUAUCUGCUCUGAUGCACAAGCCCUGUACCACGAGUAAAACCUCAGUCUCCCAGCAGAACAAACUUUCCAGUCUGGAAAAGUUUUAGACAAUCCAGGAAGGAGAGGCCCGGCCGAGAGGAUGAGGUGUGUACGCUCAGGGAGGAGACAGCUAUAGACGCUCACACACACACACACACACACACGAGUGAAAAGGUGGAAUUUUCCUGAUAUUAUUUAUUCUAUUUCCUUAAACUGCAGGAAUCUUGCUUGACGUUACGUUAAAAAAAAAAAAUAGAAAAAAAAAAAUACCCCCUAAAAGGAGAGUGUGUUUGAGUGUUUUGUAAUAUGUCCUACAGUAUAAAACAAGCAAUAUGGCCUUGUGGUGUAAUUACGGGUUUGACUGAAUUGACACAAAAAUGUUUCAAAGUAAUAGAUCCGCCAUCGCUGUGUGGUUGUGGCGUCUGCAGGAAGGGUUUGCCAGACGCAUGAGCUUUUCAACCUGUACAGUGACGUUCUUUCUGUACAUUCACACUUAAUUAAGCGAGGGAUUGAUGUGUGCUAAGUGUGCUAUUCAAUCAGUGUAUAGUAAAACGGUCCUCAUGUCUCUGCUCUGUUGUCUCUCUGUAAAAAGCAAUAGUGUGUGUUUAUGUGUGUGUUUGUUGUCAGUGUGAUUCAAUAAAUGGGGGGAGGGGGGAAGGGGAAACCCAGACAAGGCUUUAAUAAUUACAAAGGAACAGGGUUAUGUGGACGAGAAGGUCUUGAUAUAUAUAUAUAUUUUUUCUUUUUGGGAAAUACUGAGCUCAAUCCAUCCUCAGUAGGUAGCAGUUAAAGUGUGACAUAAUGUCUUCAACAAUGCAACUGGAUUAUGGAUUUAAAACAAUAAAGGUUUAUUGUCAUUAAGCCUUUAGUAAGACACUCCUUGAAAUGUUAAUUAUUGUAGUGCUCUACAAGACUUACUUGCUUAAUAUUUUACAAAAAAAAAAAAAGAACUAUAAUGAUUCUUUUAUUGUAUUUGAUUCCAACGUUUAUAUUUUUAUCAAAUGGCUGGAAGAAAUCACGUGGUUUUAUUUCCCUAUAAUGAGUAUAAAUUACCAAAUGUGGUUCCUUGUCUUAUAAACUGACUGACAAAGUGAGUGUUCCUGCCACUAAAUUGUGAAAAUGUUAUGUCACGCUUAAAGUUUGGCCGUCACAUUUGAACAAAAAAGUGUAAUUUUCCAAAGCACAGCUGAUAAGGAUUCAAAGUAGGAAUAUAGUUUUGAAGAAAAAAAUGCAAAGCAAUUUUUAGCCAUAUUGAAUGUCAAGCAAUAAUAUAUGUCUUUGUGUAUAAUUUUGGAUUUUACUUUAGUUUCUGUGCAUAUUGGUCUUUGAGCAUCUGCAUGUAAAUACACCUGUUAUUUAUCAUGUUUGGGUUGUAAUUUUUUUUUUUUUUUUUCUUUUUUUUUCUUUUCUCUCAAGUUGCAUCUGGAUAUUUGACCAGGUGGAGAACCACGAACUUGACAUGGCCUGAAAGUUGAUUAUCUUACUCGAUUGCUCGCUCUCAGCCUCUGCUGUUCACUCACUAUUUUUAAUAUUAUUGAUCACGUGUAUAAAGGUAGCUUCUGUCUGUAUAGGUAAGAGGAAAAAAAAUGCUACUAAGGCCUACCCGAUGAGAAUAUUUAUGUGUUAAUCAGCUACACCCUAUUGUAUUGAUAACUCUAGUUUGCUUCCCUCAUUUAGGAUUAGUUAGUAUUAGGGUGUGCUGAUUUAUUUUGUGUGGUGCUAGGUACGUUUGUGAACAAAUAAUUGAUUACUAAGCCUGGCCACCCUAUUAGUUUAUUCAUUUCACUGCAUACAGUAUUAAUCUUGAUAUUAGGACUCGAUAAAUACUAAUGAUAAUGGAAGCGAUAGUAAUUAAAGUUACCCAGCCAGUACCUGUAUCAGUGUGCUCGUCUUGGGAUAAUAAGGCACUUAUUUCCUCCUGACUUAGAGCAAAAGCUAGUAUCUGCUAAGUAACAAGCUAUUUAAGGAUGCUUUAUGGAAAAAAAUAAUAAUGCUAACUGAUGCAGCUGUGUUUUAUUUCUAUUUGUCUGAUUGUAAGUUUUAAAUUUAGCAGCAAGGACACUGAGGCUGUAGUUUGUCAAGUAUUUACCUCUCUUGUGUCUGCAUCGAUCCUCACAUAAUGCAAGGAAGUGGUGCUCGGAUCAGGCAGUUUGCUUUUGUUUUGUUGCCCAUUUGGAAGGAGAACGUGGACACGGAAGGCCAUUCGAGGACAAUGUUUCCUCUCCACUGUAGCAAAUGCGAAUAUGCUGGCAAUAACACACAGUGUGUCACACUGAGUGCCUCUCGGUGUAGCAAAAGCGCAUACAUGGUUUAGAUUGUCCUUUUUUUGUGGGGGGGCGGUUACAAACUCUGUAUACUGAAGUGACCAUGUGUUUUGUUCAAAUCUCACGUUCACAAACUUAGUUGCUCUUUUUUUUUUAUGUGUUAAACAUUGUCAUGCAGUGUUAAAUGAUUUCAGUGUACGGACUCAUCCCUCUCACCUUGUUUGAGUGACAAAUAAAUGCUCACACACAAGUUAUAGCUUAAAAAAGAAAAAGUAAGUCCGUCCACUUCUUUUGUUUUCUGGGAUUUUUGAAAAUUAAUGCAUUGUGCGUUAAGUAUUUGGAUAGCUGUACAUCUGGGUUCCUUUCAUGUUCUGUGUUCCGUGUCGGUCGUCUAAUGAGAAGGAUGGUUGAAGCAGAGGGGGAGUCUUUCUUUUUCCAAGCAGGAGCAGUGCAAAUUGAGGGGAAGCUAAAAUCAACGUGUGGUUGUCACCAAUUUUUAAGUCACAUGUUUGCUACUGAUGUUGAAUUCGGGGCCAGAACUCUCUUUAGCAGGUAGUCAAUUCACAAACGUAGUUUUGCUCCUUCUUGUCUGAUGAUUCUUAAAUAUGAAAAUGAGUAUUUUGAUUCAUUUUGUAAAUACGGCUGUAAAGAAAAAUAAGAAAUUUAAUGUUGUCUUUUAAAUACUUUUCAUUCUAAUAUGAAUGUUGUUAUAUUGUACUUAGAAACUGUACCUUUAAUAUUACCUUUAUUAAAAGUGCAUUGGACACAUCGGUUUUAGAUGUGCUUUAUGUGCUGUUAUCCCAUAAUAAAAUUUACCGCUUGUAAUGGG
This is a messenger RNA of Phyllopteryx taeniolatus (common seadragon), 9232 nucleotides long. RefSeq names its product nuclear receptor ROR-alpha A. The record is from RefSeq and is a predicted model, not a curated record. NCBI's taxonomy places the organism in Eukaryota, Metazoa, Chordata, Actinopteri, Syngnathiformes, Syngnathidae. Gene Ontology annotation, cellular component: nucleus. Gene Ontology annotation, molecular function: zinc ion binding; RNA polymerase II cis-regulatory region sequence-specific DNA binding; nuclear receptor activity. The transcript is spliced from 10 exons. Gene Ontology annotation, biological process: regulation of transcription by RNA polymerase II. Bases 124 to 1530 code for a protein of 468 amino acids.